AUGGCUUCACUUCCGCCUCAGUCCACUUCCACUGGCCGACGACGGCAGCCGAGUUCCGAGCAACCUCAAAGCGAACACAGCUCAUUUGACCACGAAACUGAUUCGUAUAUGAGUACAUCGGACUCCUUUAGCGAUGAUCAAGAAUCUACACCUGCCCCAGUUUGCCCACCUAGCUCAUCCUACUUGGCCAAUUCAGAGGCCAGGCAAGCUACCGAAUCUUCCUCACAAGAAGAUCAGACCAGUGAUGCAGAUAGCCCUACCGAAACACAAACUAGCAAUAUAUCAGCCUCCACACCCAUUCCAAUUAAUGAAAACGAGCCUAAAAAGUGUUGGAUUUGUUAUACUGAUGAAACGGAGGACUCGCCGCUGAACUCAGAAUGGCGAUCGCCUUGCCCGUGCGCACUAUAUGCCCACGAAGCGUGCCUUCUAGAUUGGCUAGCAGACUUAGAGAAUCCAAAGUCACGACGGUACGGUGGUCGAUCGGCAAAAAUGAAUUGCCCCCAGUGCAAAUCGGAGAUUGUCAUCGCUAGACCGAAGAAUAUUGUGGUGGAGAUGAUGCGGAAAAUUGAACAACUAGCUGGACGACUAGUUUUACCAGGGGUACUAUUUACUCUAGCCGGCACUGUCUGGGCUGGCUGUUGUGCGCAUGGGGUGUAUUCAAUGUACCUCAUUUUUGGAACAGAGGAGGCAAGACAAAUAUUAGACAGCGGGCCUAGGCGGUGGAAUCCCAGAGUGAACCUAGGACUGCCCGUUAUUCCUUUAACACUUAUCUUCUCGCGGACGAGAUAUGCAGAAAGCUUGCUGCCUGCCAUUCCUGUACUAUUCUUCGCCACGCAGCGUGCUGGGGAUACGCCUGUGGUAGAUCUGGAUUUAUGGCCUCCAAGUGCGUCCGUAACGUUCGCGGCACUUCCAUAUGCAAAGUCAUUCUAUAGCAUACUAUACGAGAGACUAUUUGGCAAAUUAGAACGGAAAUGGAUAGCCGAAGUUCAACCUCGGGCGGGGGAGAACGAGGAAAGUACACAAGAAGCACAGAAUCAAAACAACAACGGUAACCAACAUCCUAGGCCUGCUCCUGAAAAUGGCGAUGAGCUUUUGAUGGAAAUUGGCCUCGAAUUGGAAUUGGGUAUUGGAGAAGGCGAAGAUCCACCCUUUGCCAUACAAGCUAUUGCUCAAGGAGGAGAGGAUGCAGCGCAAGCAGACAAUCCACCAGGCGAAGCACAAAAUCAGUUCCUUGGACGGCGUCAAAACGAGCUAAUCCAUGAUACUAGCAGUAUUGCUGACACAGUGCUCGGCGCAUUGUUCUUUCCCGCGCUCUCUGCCGGUAUGGGUGGAUUAUUAAAAUUUACUCUACCAAGAUCAUGGACAACACUGCCAGCAUCGUUUGAUAAAAGUCGGGCAACCUUUCUCCAGACCAGAUGGGGAAGAAGCGUUCUUGGAGGCUGCCUAUUUGUUUUACUAAAAGAUGCAUUGGUACUCUAUUGCAGAUGGAAGCUGGCACAGGCACAUCGCAAACGACGGGUAUUGAAUUAUGACCGGGUUCAGAAACGCGUCGUUAACUCGUGA
Ophidiomyces ophidiicola is the source of this 1563-nucleotide messenger RNA. RefSeq lists its product as uncharacterized. The transcript has a single exon. NCBI's taxonomy places the organism in Eukaryota, Fungi, Ascomycota, Eurotiomycetes, Onygenales, Onygenaceae. Gene Ontology annotation, molecular function: zinc ion binding. The record is from RefSeq and is a predicted model, not a curated record. The coding region runs from base 1 to 1563 and encodes 520 amino acids.